Messenger RNA from Cydia amplana, 1368 nucleotides. Its product is annotated as medium/long-chain-fatty-acid--CoA ligase FadD8-like. NCBI's taxonomy places the organism in Eukaryota, Metazoa, Arthropoda, Insecta, Lepidoptera, Tortricidae. The transcript has 9 exons. The record is from RefSeq and is a predicted model, not a curated record. Gene Ontology annotation, molecular function: long-chain fatty acid-CoA ligase activity. Gene Ontology annotation, biological process: long-chain fatty acid metabolic process; fatty-acyl-CoA biosynthetic process. Bases 1 to 1368 code for a protein of 455 amino acids.
AUGCAGUUGCAAAACGGCAUUGUUACGACAAAUGGAGCAGCGGCCGCUGAUUCCUACCACGUUGGACAUUUGGUUCUGGAUUUCUUUAAUAAACCUGAAGAUUUUGUUUGGCAGAUCGACGCGGGGACUGGCGAAGUUGAAAAUAAAUCAUCGGUGAAGUCCCGUUCCGUACAAUUGGCGAAAUGUCUGAGGAACGCCGGUUUUAAGCCGGGUGACGUGAUCGCCGUCUCUGGCAUCAAUCAUCUCGAUGUGCACAUCCCUUUCUAUGCUGGAUACUUUAAUGGACAUCCAAUUAUGGGAAUCGACCCGUCCUAUAGAUACGAUGAAGUAAAGAGGCUAUUUGAAAUAACUAAUCCAAAAGUGACGUUUGUCGAAGUGGGUCUCGUGGAAGAAUAUGAAAAAGUUAUCAACGACCUUGGACUAGAUACAAGGAUUAUCACAUUCGGCGACAGCGACAGAUCUUUGGCCAAAUUUAUAAGAACGUAUGAUGAUGGUGCUCCGGACAGCGAAUUCAGAGUGGCCACCAUUGACACGAGCAAGGUGUACGCGUGGCUCGUCCUAACCAGCGGCACCACGGGACUACCCAAGGUCGCAGCCUUCAAGCACUCUGACAUUAUCACCAUGAUCAAAAUCAACUCGGCUAUAAAAGACAAAGAAAUGGCACCGCUUAUGCUUCUGCCGAGUGUGCAGUGGGUAUCUUCAUACUUAGCGACAUUGUGUACGAUCAGUGCAAACCAAAUCAAGUUGCAGUCCUCGACGCCCGUUACCGUGGAGCAUAUUAUCGAAAUCAUUAACAAAUACAAGCCAGUUGCCGCCAUAUCAACCCCGCUAGUAAUUAAUGAAAUCUUGAAACACGAGAAACAUUGCGAUUUGACGUGCUUUAAGAGGCUCGUCGUCACAGCAUUUGCCAUGAACCCUGUAACCCUUAACCAACUGAAGGAAUACUUCAAUAAUCCAGAGGCAACACAGGCUGCGAUCUCAGACGGCUGGUUAAGAACUGGAGAUUUGCUGUACAGAGACGAAAAAGGAUAUUUCUUCUACGUGGAACGGAUAUCCAGCUCGUUCAGAUAUCGUAACUAUUUUAUCACACCCCUUGAGCUGGAGCAUGUGAUUCAGGAGCACCCAGAUGUCCUGGACGUAUGUGUAGUGGGCGUACCGCAUCCCGAAGACAACAAGCACGCCGUCGCUUGCGUCAUGCGACGGCCCGGCUCGACACUCACAGAGCAGGCCGUUAAGGACAUCAUCUCUAAUGUGCUGGACGUGUGCGUGGUGGGCAUGCCGCACCCUGAGGAUUACAAACACGCCGUGGAGUGCGCCAUGCGACGGCCCGGCUCGACACUUACAGAGCAGGGGCCCGUUUCUCAAUAG